CAGGGACACCACACAUACCGGUAGCGCAUUUGUGUUCGAGUGAACUCGGCGGGCUGUACGCACACGGAACCGCAUCAGUCGUUCGCGGACUGCUCGAACUCCACGAGAACAAAUGAUGUUUCAAGUAAAUUAAAUUUCCAACAUUACACAUCAACAGUUCACACUUUAUAUUGUGGUAUAUAUCAGCAUGUAUCAUAUUCUUAAAUUAGUGGGAGUUGCAAUUCAAUAUUGGUUAAGUCAGUAAAGUUUUCUGACAGAUUAAAAAUUUUGUAUUCAAUGCACAUUUUUGUGCAUAUAUUAUAUGCGCUUUUGAAUAUUUUGAGAUAACUCAGAUCAUAAACGCAUGCAUUUUUUGAGGAAUGAAGUCCCUAGCCUUACUAACAAGACGUGAUAAACUGAUAACCAACGGAAUUUAUCGCAGUAACUCGCUCCAUAAAAGUAAACCGUACGGCGACCGAUCGGGCUUACCGUGGUUAACGGCGUACGUACGGCCGUGGUUAAUAUAACAUGGUAUAAUUUAUAACAUCAUUGUUAUUGAACUCGUAUCCCGUGAGGUUCUAAACCGGCGCGGUAAUAUUAUUAUGUUCUAUGGUUCGCCAACCGCCGACUAUAUUGUUUACGGUUCUCGUGGCGAGCGGAUUACCAUAAUAGGUGUGCGAUAUUCCGUUGUUCAGUUGUGUUCAUAGAAAAGCAAGUAAAGUGUUUAAGUGUUCUAUAACCGUUGUCGGGCACUCCGGCGGGCGUCUUCUCCGCAUCCAUAUUGCCGACCGAUUGUCGGCCAUUUUCUAAAGUUUUAGUCAUUUUUCGUUAUUUUUUUUUUUUAUACCGCGAUUGCGUACCUAUGUAAUGUUUAUUCAGUGCGUCGAAAUUCAGAUCUAUAACAGACCGUUUUCGCUUUGCGUUCGCCAAUGCGUACAUUACAUACCUGCUACAAAGUUAUGCAGUUUGCGCGAGUAGAGUCAUGAUCACCUCCGACCCUGCGAUACGUGGUGGUGACCGUUUCCAGUGGAUUACGUGCUGCCGCGCUGGGCGAUGUGUCAAAGGAAUUCAUAACUGCCGCCUGUCGUCAUAAUGUCUACAAGUCAAAGUGGUUCUGAAUUUCCAACUGGCAUAGAUCAACAGAACAAAAAGUUUACCACUAUAAUUAUUUAUCCGACGGUGACUCCAGAAAAGAUAAUCAUACCAAUGGUAUCGUGUAUUUUGGGUUUCCCGUUGUUGGCGCUAAUGGUGAUAUGCUGUUUAAGACGUAGGGCCAAAUUGGCGAGGGAUCGAGAUCGUCGAAGAAAUUUAGGAUUUGCUCGAGCGUGCACAAGUGACCAAGGAGUGAUAUCUCUGGCUAGGUUUAGUCCAAUGCAUAAAAUCGGCGUAUACCUGGCUGCGGGGGCGAAUGCCAGUGGCGGUGCGAUGCCGUCGCCACUGUCGUCCGGCGGUAGGAACCACCCGCUGCGCAGCGAGAGCCGGUCAUACGCGUCCUGCGACCUUGAUCCCGUCAUGGAGGAGAGGAGCGAGAUGGACAGCAGCUGUGGCGGCGUGGCCGGCGGCGGACCGGUGGCCGGUUUAGGGGCGGUGGCCGACGGUGGCGGGGUCGUUGGCGGCGGAGCGGUCGAGGCUCUCGUGUGUCCGGACAGCUAGCAACACGUGCUGGCCAUCGCCAGGAUAUCGGUGGCCGUGCAGACGGAUAAACCGCCACCCAGACCGGUCAGGUCACCGCUGUGGAACACUCUCACCAACAACCCGCCGGACGAGGCGAUCAGCUGACAUCCGGCCCGGCCCGAACAGCUCAAGGCCAUAGCGAUCAUAGAACCUUGACGGGCCCGACACACACCCACCCAAUCUUACCCACGGUCCAUCCACCCACCGGCAUGGACGCGCAUUUCCGCGGCUAUACAAAUCUUAUUUUUUGUCGUCUUGUCAUCAUGAUAAUAAUAUUAUGCUAUUGUAAAAUACGGUAAAGAUAACUUCAGACAAAAAUGCCAAAUAUGUGGGUACAUAUUAUAAUAUGUGCUAUAGUUUGUUUUAUAGUGAUUAUACUCGUAUCGUGUAAAUAUAGUGUGAUAAACCGUUCACUGUUCAGAUAUUAUCUGGAAUUGAGUUUGGCGGAAAAUUCGAAUGUGUUAAUAUGUUAUUAGUUUACCAAUUAAUAUUAGUUGAGUUUGUAUUUAUUAUUUUCUUGUAGUUCGUAUAGUUUUUACCCAUCAAAUACUUCCAUGAUUUUUUCACGGGCAGUUUAACUAAAUAUCCGAUCAGGCCGGUAAAAACAUAUAAAUCCAAAAAUUCAAAUAAUCCGGACAUUUUGAUCUUAAUAAUAGGUAGGUAUCUGGAGUUUGAUAAAAUCCUUUUCCACCCAACGUUGAUGUAUAAUACGCACACACACAAUAUUCUUCUCUACUAAAUCACACUCUAUCUCUCGCUCUACCUCCACCUGUCUUUCUUUUAGACGCAAAUCGCCUACCCGCGGAACAUUUCAGUUUCAGUUUGAUGGGCAUAAACUUUAGCAAAUAAACUUUCCAAACAAACAACCUAGGCCACGCCCACGCAUACGUGUAUAUAUACACUUAUGCGUGUAUGUAUGUGAACACAAUGUACUUAUCACAGCUGUACCCUACUCUACUUCCACCCUUUACGCGUCGUCGUCGUCGUCGUCGUCGUCGUCAUAUCAUCGUCCGGUGCCACUACUAUUCACACACACAUAUAUAUAAUUACUUUUCAAACUUUUAUCGACCGGAUACCGAAAUCAUGUUUAUUCGGGUGACGGUAACGAAUCGGAUAAAUCCUAAAAUAAACUUAAAAAAAACUGCGUUUAACGAUCAACAUCCGUUUGGACAAACGAACUAACUUAUUGCUCCCUCUUUCGUUACUAAGUGUCACAACGCAGCCUUUGUGACUUGACAGUUGACAGUAUAUAUAAUAUAUAUAUUUUUACUUUCAUUAGGUACACAUGAGAUAUGGUUGUAUAUUAUAUUAUUAUGUACUUAUAUUUUUAACUGUUAUAGGUAGGUUAGAAUACUAAUAUUAAAUAUUAUUAAGCUGCAACCAUGGUUUAACUACUAACUAUAUUCCUUAUUUGCUGAGUAUACAUAUUUUGUCUUGUGUAUAUUUUAAACAUCCAUAUUAUGGGUUCAUUAUUUUGCCAAUUAUUAUUAUUGUCAUGAUAUAAGAAUAGUGACUACAUAUAAUAAUGAUAAUAUUAAUAAUAAUUGUAUUAUUAUUUGCUAAUGCACUGUGGUCUGUGAUGUAAUGUGACUUCGUCAGACAUUUAACUAUAAUGUAAUCAAUAUUUUCAACGACAAAAAACGUACCGGUAAAUUAGUAGAAAUUAUAAUUUCAGAUUGUCACAGUUUAUGAUGUUGAUGUUGGUCUUUCAUUUUACGUUUUGGCGUCAAAGCCUAUUUAUCUGACGACCUCCGAGCAGUACCAUAGACACGCGUUCGCAAAAUUCCGUUGAUGAAUGUUGAUUUCUGAAAUGAGCGAAAUAUUUUUAAGAUUUGAUCUAAAUACAAAUUAUAUUAUAUUAUCAUCUUCCGUCGAUUAAAUACAGAAAAUAAUACAAUAUAAAUAAAUAAAUUUAAAAAAAAAUUUGAUAAGAAAAUAUCAAAAUUAAUUUUGAAAAAUUAACUAAAUUGAUAAAUUAACAUAAUUAGCUAGGUACCUAUAUAUCAAUAAUAAUUUGAUUAGCAACAUCAUAAUAAAAAUAAUAUUCAUUUUCAAUUUCAAGUCGUUAUAGAAUAAAAAAAACUCUUUUCAAAAAUACUACAUUUUCAAAAUUAUUUUAUUGAUACGUUUUAGAAAACACGCCUGUGACGAGCAAUUAAUCGGUGUAAAGCAGUGACAAAAUUAUUACUGAUAACAUUAUAACAUCACUCACAAUAUUAAUUAGUAAAAUAAAAAUGAGUUGGUGGUAUUUAAUAUUCAUUUGAGUUAUUGUAUUAUUAAAAAUACUAAAUACUUAAUUCUGCAAGUAACAAUAUUAUUUAAAUACAAAAUACAAUAUACUUUAGAAAACAACUCAGUAAAUACUAAAUAUAGGUAUAAGAUAAGUAAAAUAAAUCGUACUUAAAAUGUUGAAUUAUGUUUUGGAUUAGAUGUCAAGUACUUAAAAAGUUGAUUAAGCUUAACUUGAUAACAAAUUAAUUAAAAUAACGUAAGUUUGGGUUUUUCGUUUAGAGAUUACCAAAAAAAUACUUAAUAAGACUUCAUAGUCACUAACUACUAAUUACUAAUUAUAAGUACCAUUUUGAAUUUUUGAUAGUUCAACUAAAUAGCCUGUAAUAGUUUGCUACAACUGAAAGUAUUAUGGUACAAACAAUACAAUUUGCUUUUAUCAAUUAUAGAGCGUGUACCUACGUCUCUAUUUCAAUUCAACUCGUCUGAAAAUUGCUCUGUACACUUUACGUAUAUUUUAGCAAGAAACACGAAUACGUACUUUUAUAUAUUUUUACCUAAAAAAAUCGCCACACGCUUGGGCACCAAUAUCAGAAUAUUGUUUGAUCGGUUCAAAAAUGUUUAACACUGGUCCGCAAUCACGUGGCGUUUUUUAAAAAAGAUAAAAGUGCGAAAUCGUGCUUUACCGACUUGUUUGUAAGCACGAUAUAUUGUGUCAGACUCGAGAGUUUCGAUAUCGACAUAAUUUCUGCCCUCGGGCGCCGAUAAAUACAAUUCAUUUUCUACUUGCGAUUUUCUAAACAAGAGCUGAGGUCGAACCACGUAACGGGGAAAGUAAUAUACAAUUAUACUGUAUUAUAUAGGUGUAUACACCCCGAAAAACUUUUAAUGGUUUCGACGGAAUGAUAUAAAAGUGUAUAGUGCAUUGCGCGUUGCUGGCGUUAUACAACGUGGUAACUUAAUCCGGCUUUGCGACGGUUUACUCGGGAGACGUGUCGGGACAAAUUUAUAUAUACGUUUGGUAAAUAAAUUAGGGUCGAAUCGAAAAAUAACUGCUACUGCGGUGGUUAGGAUAGGUAUAAUAUUAUUAUUAUUAUCAUUAUUAUUAUCAUUAUUAUUAGUCUUGGCCAGGACAAUUCGUUAUUGCGGAGCAGCCGAACGGAGAAGCUCUCCGUCAUAUCGUAACCGUGGAAACGGCGAGUUCGUUAUUAUUCCAUUAAGGAUAUAGGUCUAUAUGGAAAUAGAUUUAUAAUAAUACAAAAUACACAAAUACGUUCGUUUGUGUAAUUGUGUGUGUGUGUGUGUGUGUGCUAGUCGUUCAUUAGUGGGUUUUUCAAGUGUGUGUAAAUAAAAUAUAAAUAAUAAUAUUCGAGAUUGUAAAAUGACAUUAUUAAUGUCAUUUAAUCCGUAAUCAAAUAUGAACGACAAUCAUUGGUCGUAGUGUUUGUCAGCGUAUUUGCAAUGUGUAUCGAUAUAUUAUUAUACUGAAUUAUACUCUAGACUCUAGAUAGUUGAUAUUUUUAAGGUUUUCAUUGAUUUUAUGAUUGAUUUUUGUGAUUUUCAACAAAAAGUACCUUAGUAAAAUAUAUUGUACACUAAAUUUCAUUGAAAAAUGUUUUUGGUUAUUUUUUGGAAUUUGCUGUAAAUUUUUUUCUCUGAAUCAAUUUUAUUAAUUUGUCAUACCUUAAACAGUUAUACUCAUAAAAUACUUAUAUUAAGACAUAAUAUAAUUUUGUAUGAAUACGCGUAGUAUCAUUAUUUAGAAAAAAAUGGUCGUAUGAUAUAAUAUUACUAUUGUUUGGUAGGUAUUUAUUUAUAUUUUUUUUUUUUGUGACCCUCAGCGACAUCGGCCUUUGGGUUUAUGUUGUGUGGGGGUGGUUACGAUUGGUACCUAACACGGUUGGUGUUCCAACACGUGGUUUUAUGUGCGGGACAAGGAUUCGUCGCCAAGAACCCGAGUGGUCACCCAUCUGGGAGCCAGCGACGACGGACAAAAUGAUUGACAGCAGCACACGUUAGUGACUGCGGCCAACCACCGCGUCAGACAGGCCUCUAUUAAUAAAUAUUGUAAUAUUAUUAUUUAACAAAAUCAUAUCUUGUAUACCUAAUACAAACACACUGUGAAUAAGAAACGUUUUAUUUUCUCUAAACGGUUAUACCUGUAUCAGUGAGUUUAUAUGAAACUUUAAAACGUUAAUUAGUGCUUAAUUUUUGGUUUUUAUUUUUAGAUUCAAAAACUUAUCACAAUGUUAUAAAUAAAUAAAAUAAUUAUAGUAAUAUGAAAAAUUAUUAGAUCAGUAAUCAAUUAUCAGGUAAUAUCGUCAUAAAUGUAGAACUUUGACGAAAAAUAAAGAAAAGAUAUAACCAAUUUGUUAAAACUUAAAAAGCCAUACCACUAUAAUGAUAAACGGGGCCAAAUUCGUAAUAAUCAUUGUCAUUUGAUUUUUUUGCAAGCUUAUUGAUUCAGGCACAAACCUGUGCACUAUUGCAAAUGACCAAGCCAAUAUUUUUUUUUUACGACUUCAAACUAGUAAUUUUAAAAUCGGUUUAGACGGUUAUACAUGGUCGUACAUUAAAUAAUAUGAAUUUUACUAUUCGUAACAAAUGACAUACUCCUAAAUAUUGUAAAUAGUUUGAUGUAUAAUAAUAUUAUAUUAAACAUAAGCAUAACCGGGUUUUGUACCAUUUUCUUGUAUUAACCGCAGUACAAUCACUAUACUAUUAUAGUAAGUAUUAUGGGCGUUCACUCAAUACAUAUUUGUAUGUAGAGUAAAAUAUUUACUUUUAGGUUAAAUAAAAUAUGUAUUACGUUGAUUGUUAAUAUGUUUGUUUUUUUUUUAAGUAUACUAUUGUUUUAGUUAUAACAAAUCUUAUAAUAUAAUAAUAUGUAUAAUACAUCAUGUAAUAAACAUUUUGAAAUAUA
This is a messenger RNA of Metopolophium dirhodum (rose-grain aphid), 6805 nucleotides long. RefSeq lists its product as uncharacterized. The record is from RefSeq and is a predicted model, not a curated record. The coding region runs from base 1072 to 1632 and encodes 186 amino acids. Lineage: Eukaryota; Metazoa; Arthropoda; Insecta; Hemiptera; Aphididae. The transcript is spliced from 7 exons.